This is a messenger RNA of Mus caroli (Ryukyu mouse), 394 nucleotides long. It is a transcript of the gene P3r3urf, whose product is annotated as PIK3R3 upstream open reading frame. The record is from RefSeq and is a predicted model, not a curated record. NCBI's taxonomy places the organism in Eukaryota, Metazoa, Chordata, Mammalia, Rodentia, Muridae.
CAGCAGAACCCCUCAGGAGCUCCCUGUAGUCAUGGGGCCUUCUCAGCUUGUUCGAGCCCCUCGGCCUCCGGGCUUGACUUCUCCCUACCGAAGGCCAGGGAUGGGUGGGCCCAGGCGCCGGUGUCCCAGUAUGUUCAAGUGUAGCCGCAGGACAUACCGGCAGAAACCCCGAGGCCCAACUGCCACCAAUCCUGCCUCUGUGGCCACAAACAUCAGUGACACGGACACUACCACCAGUGUGUUGUUUCUGUCACCUCGAGUUCUCAGAUUCCUCUGUCAACCUGGGGGCUUUCUGGUCCUCUAGAAAUACCCAGAAGCUCGGCCUGCACUUGACCUGCUGCUCCAGAGGCUGUUGAUGGUAGACAGCAAAUACAACCAUUCUGCUUAAGCUGUC